Penicillium crustosum is the source of this 2565-nucleotide messenger RNA. Its product is annotated as GH92 family glycosyl hydrolase. Bases 1 to 2565 code for a protein of 854 amino acids. Gene Ontology annotation, cellular component: cytosol; nucleus. Lineage: Eukaryota; Fungi; Ascomycota; Eurotiomycetes; Eurotiales; Aspergillaceae. Gene Ontology annotation, biological process: carbohydrate metabolic process; protein deglycosylation; protein quality control for misfolded or incompletely synthesized proteins. The transcript has a single exon. Gene Ontology annotation, molecular function: peptide-N4-(N-acetyl-beta-glucosaminyl)asparagine amidase activity; carbohydrate binding. The record is from RefSeq and is a predicted model, not a curated record.
AUGCUCUGCGUGCUCCCACUCCUAGUAGCACUUGCAGGCGAUACAUACUCCCUGGUAACUACGGAGACGAAGACAGAUACAACCUACCACAGCAAUGCCGGUGUUCUCAAAUAUGUUAACCCCCUCAUCGGCACCUAUGGAACAACACCAGAUGGCAAUGGCGGCAUGAUUCCAUCGGUCAGCCCUCCCUUCGGUAUGACCCGGUGGACACCGCAGACCCGCGAGAACUUCAUCUCGCAAGUGCCCUACGGUGACAGCGACCGUCUGAUCCAUGGAUUCCAGGCCACGCACCAACCCGCUAUUUGGAUGGGCGAGGCGGGUCAGGUUGUACUGACACCGGGGAUUGGCGAAGUGCAGCCGCUAUUUCAGAACCGAGGCUUGCAGUUCCGGAAGAAGGAUGAGAGGAGUACGCCAUAUGUUUAUGAGGUCCUUGUUGAUGCUGCUCAGCUCUUGGACCGUGACUGGAAUGCCACAGCUGAGGCUGCAGGUGACGGGCCUGUUCCCGGUGGUGCGGGCUCCGUGCCGGAUGAGGUGAAGGAAGGUGCGAAUGGACGGACGCGAAAACGGCAGAUUGAGUCUGUGCUUCGUAGCACAGAUAGUGAUGAAUAUGAGCGGUCAAUUCAGGUAUAUAUUCGUUUUUUUUCAUCCUCGGCACGAAUUCUUUCUGAUAGUUUUCAGGUUUCCAUGUCUGCAGAUUCUCAUGUAGGCCAUCUUCGAUUCGACUUCCAACACAGCUUUACCAAAUUGAAUGAUGAAGAAGAACCGUGGGUGUUUAUUCAAGCAUCGCGUCGGAACUGGACAGGCGAAGUCCAUAUUGACGUGAACAGUCGGGAGGUCUAUGGCUAUAACACCGAGCGUCAGGAUUACCUCCUUGGGCCGGACAAAGCACCAUCGUUCAAAGGAUAUUUUGUAUCUCGGUUUUCCGAGCCGUUUACUAAAUUUGGUGUGGCAAAUGGAGGCUCGAUUACAAAGGAUAAGAUCCACCGACAUGGGAAUUCCACUGGUGCAUAUGUGAAAUUUUCUAACUCGACAUCCCGUGUCGAAGUGCGGACUGGUGUUUCCUACAUCAGCAUCUCCCAGGCACGGAAGAACCUUGAGAUCCAGGCUCCAGAUGAGCACACCUUUGAAGAUACUGUUGAAAAGGUGAAGUCGGCCUGGCUUGAGAAGCUGGGCAGGGUAUCCAUCGAGGGCAUCAACAAGACCCAUCCGGAUAACGACCCCCGCACUAUUUGGUAUACUGGUCUGUUUCAUGCACUCCAGUAUCCAAGUGACUUUUCCGAGCCAACAUCAAAGAAGGAUGGUGCACCGCGUAUUUUCUACUCGGGCUACACUGACAGUGUUCACACCGAGAACGACUCAUACUACCAGUCCUGGUCAAUUUGGGAUACAUACAGAGCCGAGCACUCGCUCUUGACCAUUUUCGCGCCGGAACGGGUCAACGGCAUGAUGCGCUCCUUGCUACGCAUUUUCGAUUGGUCCGGUUGGUUGCCGAUGUGGGCCAACCUGGUCGAGACGAAUAUUAUGAUCGCGACAAAUGCAGAUGUCAUCCUUGCCAAUGCUCUGGAGCGAGGAUUUAGGGGCUUUGAUAUUGGCAAGGCUUGGCAAGCAGUCAAGAAGGAUGCAUACACCCCGCCUGAUCACGAUACCGAUACCCUGUACUAUGAUCGUGAGCCGGGCACUUCAUAUGAGGCCCGUGCUGGACUCACAUCAUACAUGAACCAAGGCUGGGUGUCUAAUGAUGGCUGGUCCGAGGCUGGUAGCCGCACAUUGGACUACUCAUUCAAUGAUUACGCCUGCUCGGUUGUUGCGGCGCACGCGGGAGAGAAAAACGCCACCGGGCAAGCCCUCAAGAAACGAAGCGGAAAUUAUGCGUAUCUUUGGAACAACGAGACUCAGUUUAUGCAAGCCCGAAACGCGAACGGGACGUGGGCUAAUAAUACCUUUGGAUGGACCGAAGGCGAUGACUGGGUCUACACGUUUGAUGUGAUGCAUGAUGUGAAAGGACUGGCUGACCUUUUUGGUGGUCGUGAAUCCUUCCGGAAUAAGUUGGAUGCGCAUUUCCACGGCGGUCACAAUGAUCAUACCAACGAACCAAGUCACCAUGUACCUUAUUUGUAUUCUGCUCUUGGCUAUCCCAACCAAGCAGCUGAGAUAAUCAGGGACAUUGCUUGGGAGAACUACAACACAACUAGUGGGGGACUCGGUGGAAAUGAAGACUUGGGACAGAUGAGUGCUUGGUAUGUCUUCUCCGCGUUGGGGUUGUAUCCUGUCAACCCUGCCAGUGACGAGUAUGUCGUCGGGACACCAUUCUUUGAGGAAGUGUCCAUCCGUCUUCCUAGUGGAGCGAGAACUGGUGGAGCUGUCACCAAUGGUAGAGAGAGGAGGCUUGAAAUUAGCGCUCCGGGGGCAACCACGAAGCCAUACAUUGGUGGUUUGAAGGUUGAUGGCAAACCUGUCAAUGCCCCUAUUUUGAAGCACAGUCAGAUUGUGCAUGCGGGAAGAAUCGAGUUUGAAAUGAGUUCUACACCUACCUCCUGGGGAAGUCGCCCCUUAUGGGAAACCUGA